Alternaria atra is the source of this 1335-nucleotide messenger RNA. RefSeq lists its product as uncharacterized. The record is from RefSeq and is a predicted model, not a curated record. The transcript has 5 exons. NCBI's taxonomy places the organism in Eukaryota, Fungi, Ascomycota, Dothideomycetes, Pleosporales, Pleosporaceae. Bases 1 to 1335 code for a protein of 444 amino acids.
AUGCGCAUUGCAGUAGCAGGUAAAAACAGCCAUUUGACAAGCAAGUACAUCAUUUGUACAGACACCCUUCUUACAUAUACAGGUACGUCGGGCCUAGCACUCUUGAUCGCUCAGGAGAUCAACAACACGACAAGCCACCAGCUGAUCAUCCUGUCGCGGACUCAUCAAACAAGCCUCAUAGCGUCUGGCUAUAACUGUCAAGCCGUCGACUACAACAACCCCGCUUCCCUCCAGCAUGCGUUGAUGGGCGUUGACACAGUCAUCUCGACGGUCAUGGGCAAUCCACAACUUCGCCUUAUAGAAGCGGCUGUACAGUGCCGGGUACGCCGCUUUGCACCUGCAGAGUUUGAAGGUCAGCCGGGUCUGCGAGGCCAGAACACGCUGCUCGAUCGGGGACGCAACUCAGCGUUGGCCUUGCUGUAUCAUUACCGGGGCCACAUACAGUAUACGGUCUUCGUUUGUGGCAUACUUUAUGAGCGCUUCUCCGUAAACGGGAUGAUGUCUCAUCGCCUCGGGGUCAACAGCGGAUAUGGCAACGAGGGAGAGUUCAUUGCCGACCCCCGGCAAAUGACUUCCAUGGCGCCAAUCUAUGAUGCAGCUAAUAAUCUCUCAUCGAUAUGCUUGACCUCCGCAUACGAUGUGGCACAAUUUGUGGUUCGUGCCCUCGACAUGCCCACUUGGCCCUCCGAGAUGAGCAUGUGCGGUGAGCGCAUGACUGUUCAUACUUUGGUCGAAACCAUCAGGGCGUGUAGAAACCGGCCAUGGGCUAGCAUUGAUUAUCAAGCCCCUGCAAAUCUUGAAUACCAGAUGACGAUGGCGCAAUUGGGAGGAGACACAGCCGGGCAGAGGCGACUCGCACCCCUCCUUGCGACAGCAGAGGGGCGCUACGAUUUCGUGGUGCCCGCCUACCUCAACUCCGCCUACCCAGACAUCCAGCACACAAACAUAUUCAAAAUGGUUUCUUCUCAGCAAGGCUACUCUAACACCACUGUCGACAUCAAGGGCAAUACCCAGGCUGUCAACGAGGCUCAGUCCAACCUCCCUCUCCCUGAGCAGCCACCCGUCGCUUCCGACUUCAACUCCUCUGAUGCUAGAACCGUAAACGUUGGCUCCGGCGGCCAAGAAGCCUCGUUCUCCUCCGGUGGCGGUGCCAUCCGUGAACCCGCUGUCGGCGCUGGCGGUGUCGCCGGUCGCGAGGCUAAGGACGGACUUGAUGGUAUCCCCAACGACGCUGUCUCGCGCGAGGCCAAGGACCACUCUGGUCUUGCCAACACAACCGGCAAGGACUACGGAUACCCACAGAAGAAUGACCCCAGCGCGGGCGUCAAGCAGUAG